Parasteatoda tepidariorum (common house spider) is the source of this 5917-nucleotide messenger RNA. Its product is annotated as diacylglycerol kinase theta. Gene Ontology annotation, cellular component: membrane. Gene Ontology annotation, biological process: phospholipase C-activating G protein-coupled receptor signaling pathway. Gene Ontology annotation, molecular function: ATP-dependent diacylglycerol kinase activity. The record is from RefSeq and is a predicted model, not a curated record. NCBI's taxonomy places the organism in Eukaryota, Metazoa, Arthropoda, Arachnida, Araneae, Theridiidae.
UUACAUGCAAACUCUGUGUUCUAAAUUUUAUUUAUUUUGCAGCAUAAAAUACAGCGCAAUGUUUGCUUAAGUGUGCUUUAUUGUUAUUUUGUGCAUUUCGUUACUGAAAUUUUAAAAGAAAACAUGUGUUUUAUUAUUGUACUAAAUGCUAUCAUUACAUACUUUUUUACCGGUUUAAAGAAGUUGAUUUAUAAAAGGUCGAGAAUCAGUGCUCGCAAAAAGUUAUUUUUAACUUAAAUAGCAUUCAUAAAGUCAAGCUCUUCGAAACAACUCAUUUAAUAAUCUUAAAGCAUUAAGAUCGGCUCAUUAAACAUCUUUAUUGGUUUAUAAAAUUAACUAAUUUAUGGAGGAAGAAUUUAAUGCUUUUAAUAACACCUUUUAGUUCAAUAAAAUAUUUUCGCUACAAACUGCAGUUAGUGUCCUGUUGUCAAAACCUUCGGUUUUAUUUGCUUACUUAAAUUGGCUCUAAUUUUUACAUAAUUCUUUCCUUAUUUUCUAAUAUAUAAUAAUAAUUACGAUAAAAAAAUUUUAUAAUAAAAAACGUUAGUAAACAAAAUUUUAAGAAAAUAUUGGGAACUACAAACUCAGGUUUCUUAAAAAAGCAUAUAAAAUUGAGAUUUUUAAAUAUUUAAAACUUAAAUAAUUUAAUAGUGAUUUAUAUCAGAAAAGUUUUUAAUACUAUGUUUCAAUUCAACGAUUCAAAUGUCUUAAAUAUUAUAAUUGUUGCAUCAAAAAUCUAAUGAAACCUCUUUUUUUGUUGAAAGAAUUAAGUUGAAACCGACAAAUUCUACUUUUUAUGCAUCGAUGUACCAUUGAACUAAUAUUCUACUGUAAAAGUUAUGGAAAUUAAAUAAAAACCAUACUUAAAUUUAAAAAAAGUUAAUUUUUUUUGAAAAAGUAAAUAAUAAGUGUUAGUUUUAGGAAGAGUAAAAUAUAUUGCUGGAAUUUUUUUUAUUAAUCUCAAAUAUCAAAUAUUUAUUAUUGAAAAUGUCGUAUACUAUAAAAUCAAAGUACGGUUUAAAAUACUGGCACUUAGGGUGCAUUAUCAGUAAAAAAACAUUUUCCCGUAAAAUUCAUAUUUAACGUAAAAUAUUAUAUCGUAAUAUUUAUUUAAAUAGAGUGAUUUAAUGAUUUUAUUGUAAUUAAUACUGUAAAAAUUAUUGCAUAUUGGAUCAUUAUCAUUAUCCUGUAAUUUAUUAAUGCAUUAUGUCACUUAUAAAACCUAAGAGAAAUUAAUGUUCAAAAAUAAUGAAUUUAUAAUUUUGUGUCUAAAAAUUAUUCCUGUGAUAAUGCUGUCUUUUCAGAAUCGGCUUCCAUAAAGGGUCCCUAGGCUUCAAUGGGUUUAGUACUCAUUUAAAUUAUGUUUCUGUUUUACAGCUAGAAGCAUUUCUGAAGAAUUUUCUUCAUCCAGUGAUCUUAAAAGUAAAGAUUAUGAAGAAUGUUGCCUGAAAGACAAAGAAGAAGAAACUUUUAAAGUUUAUGAUGGAAAUGGAGGCGUUAAAAAUAGAAUGUUUAGGACAAUCACAAUGCCGAGAAAUUCAACGAAAGAAGAUGUAAUUAUGGCAGCUCUAAGAGCGUUUCAUGUUUAUGAUGAUGCCAGGUUAUAUUACUUAACGGAUGCAUAUGAUGCUAAUGAAAAAGAACUAGAAUCAGCUGCUCCUCUUCAAAAUCUAACGCGGAGAGAUGGGCGGUCAGCAAUAUUUCUCAGGUUUCGUCCACCAGAUCCACAAUCCGGUUACAUCAAAGUUUAUCCUGGAAAACUGGGGAAUAUUGAUGAACACCAAGUGAUACCUGUAACUAGUGAUGAUGAAGUAAACGAUGUUAUGGAAAGGGCUUUAGAAAAAUUUGGACUAGAUCCCUCUGAUGUUACAAAGUAUAGACUAAGUGAAGUAUCAUUAGAUAAGGGAUCUGUUCACGAAAGGCCAAUGGAUAAUCAAGAAAGCCCUUGGGAAUUAAUCAAAAAUAUAGCAAGAGAAUCAAUUAGGCAAAAAGAAUUGACUAGGUUUUGCUUACGGCAAAAAGAAGAUUUACAAAGUUCAUCUGUCGCUCUUUUUGUAGGAAACCUGCCACCUAAUUUGUCUCAGAGACAAUAUGAAAUGAUUCUUCUUGAAAUGUUAGGAAAACCAUAUAAAUUCAGGGAUCUUGGUCCUAUUUACUAUGAAUAUGGAUCUCUAAUUAUUAGCUAUGACAACGCAGAUAUUGCUGUCAAAUGUUUUUACAUGCUUAGAGAAACAGUUUAUGACGAUAAAAACCUUCUAGUCCUUCUCCUGCCAAAUCUCCUGCCAGACAUGGUGCCCCAUGGAAUAAGGCCUCUUCUAGUCUUUGUUAACGUAAAAAGUGGUGGAUGCCAAGGAAUGGAAUUGAUUUCAUCUUUUAGGCGGCUACUCAAUCCAUACCAAGUUUAUGAUCUUGAAAACGGUGGACCCUUACCGGGACUGUAUGUGUUUCGCCACAUCCGAGACUACAAAAUUCUCGUAUGUGGCGGAGAUGGAACUGUUGGUUGGGUUUUGCAAUGCCUGGACAACGUUGGACAAGAUUCCGAGUGUCAAUCACCACCAUGCGCGAUUCUGCCUUUAGGGACUGGAAAUGAUUUAGCUCGAGUCCUUAGGUGGGGACCUGGCUACACAGGAGGUGAAGAGCCACUAUCCAUUCUCAAAGAUGUCAUCGAAGCCGAAGAAAUUAGAUUAGAUAGAUGGACUGUUGUAUUUCACGUUGACGAGAAAGGUGAUGAUAAGUCAGGACUUAAUGCUGGGAGUUCUGAAGACAACACCGCCAUUUUCGUUAUGAAUAAUUAUUUUGGUAUUGGAAUCGAUGCCUCUUUAUGUUUAGAUUUUCACAACGCCAGAGAAGAAAAUCCAAACAAAUUUAACAGCAGGUUCCAUAACAAGGGUGUUUACGUAAAAAUGGGUUUGCGGAAAAUGGUAAGCCGUCGAACAUGGCGGGAUUUUCAUAAGGAAGUUCGCCUUGAAGUAGACAACAAAGUCAUCGAUCUACCUCCUGUCGAGGGCAUUAUCAUUCUCAACAUUCUCAGUUGGGGCUCUGGAGCUAACCCUUGGGGACCCGAAAAAGAAGACCAGUUUGCCAAACCUACCCAUUACGACGGGAUGCUUGAAGUUGUGGGUGUUACUGGAGUUGUUCACAUGGGGCAGAUACAGAGCGGACUGAGAAGUGCCAUCCGCAUAGCACAAGGAGGACACUUACGUAUAAAGUUGCACACAGAAAUGCCUGUUCAAGUAGAUGGUGAACCAUGGAUUCAAAGCUCGGGUGAAGUAGUUGUUCUUAGAUCCGCGCUUAAAGCCACCAUGCUUCGCAAAAUUAAAAUGAAACGAAGAAACACUGAACCAGUCUUGGGUCCGGGAAGCAGCGAUAAACCCGCCGAUGAGUGAGGAGAGAUCUUCUUCAAGCUCUUGAUGAAAACUAAGCUAGACCACCCUUUUCAGACAGGGGACAUCUCAACCCUAUGUUAUAUGCAACAUCAAUGCUAAAGUAAAAGAAAAGCGCUGACCUAAAAUCUCUAGCCGGUGUCGACUAGAGUCAGUCGAUAUAUAUAUACUCUUAUUUGAGUAAAUAUUCUUUCAAUUACUUUCAUUUUCUUGUAAGUCUUUGGGAGAUGUGAGUAGAAGGUUAUAUGCACUUCAGUUGUUGAGUAACACAUGAAUAUGCUUAUUUAAAAAUGACUUUUUGUACAAAGUUAUGUCACAUUACUCUUAUUCUAGUCAAACUUCAUCCAUUACAAUUUUCACUUCUGUAUUUGUGGCACAUUACUUUUUAGCGCUCUAUUUUACCAAUGAAAUGUUCAUAUUUCUGUGAUCAGUACUUUUACUGCAAUAAGAUUCUUGUACUUUCACAUUGUAAUAUAUUUCCUUUAUAUAUUUUGUUCAUACAUAUUCAGUACAAAAUAUGGGUCGUAUUUUAGAGAGAGUACAAUAAAUUAUUCUAACAAUGAUAAAUGUAUUUGAAUAAUAAUGGGGAGGAUUUCCGUAUCGUUACCUGUGCCAAAACGGUCGCCAAGUUUUGGCGGUAUGACAGAAACACAUGAGAAAAGGACAUUUCGAAGGUAGAUGUUCCGAAUAAGCUGCUUUGCAUCCUUUUUUAAAAAUUUAUUACAAGUAUAUGUGAACGUCAGUUGCACUUUGGCUAGAACAGGUACCGAUAUGCGAAUAUCCCCUUAAAAAUAAUGUAUUUGUAUACAUUUUAAACUAAAAGUUGAAAUUUUGUGUAACUCCUUUGGAGAAUAAUUAGUAUCCAGUUUGGAUCAGCUCUUUUCUCGGCUUUUAAAAGUCAAAAAUAAUUAUAGAAAUAAAAAGGAAUCCAUCUAUGUAAAGUACAUUGAAAUAAUAGGUGUCAAACAUAAUUAUCUGAAAAUCUCUUCAAGAUUCAUAUUGUUAAUAACUCUAGCUUUAAUUGCAAAUGAGAACUCGAAAACUUUUAAUCUUAAGUAAAAAUUAUUUCUGUAAUACUUUGUUAAAAAAAUUCUCAUAUCAGGUUUUCGGAAAUUUUUUUGACAACUUUCAUUAGAAGUUUUACACUUCGGAAGAACAUAUUGUUCUUCCAAUACAUAGGAAGAACACGCGCCUAUUUAAAAAUGUGCGUUGCAUAAACAUGCGAGUGUAAAUUCUUAUAUGCGCUUAAUUGUGCAAUUUGGCACACACGGAGGUACAUUUAAGAUAGUAAAUAAAAUAAUGAUGACUUAAAAUCAGUUGCCUCUUUAGUUGUUUAUGAAACUUAAAUAUAUGUUUUUUUCGCAAGGCUACUAUGUUAAAGAAGAGCAAAGGAAAAAUGAAGAGACGAAAUACAGAGCCCAGUAUGGUGGUAUCUCCAAUGGAAAUAAAUCAAGAUGUGCCAAGUAGCUCAGGACCAUUUUAAGAAUAUAUAAUAUAUAUUAAACGCCGAAGUAGUAAAUCUUACACAAAACACACAAAAAGUUUUUGUGCGUUAGGCCAGAAAUGAGUAAUUCAAUGGCUACUUGUUGAAAGGUUAUAAAUAAUUUCAUGCUUAUAUGAAGUUCAACUAACUGUAUUGAAAUAUAUUUCAAGAUAAAAAAACGAAAUAGAUACAGUUUUAAAUUGUCAUCGAAAGUGAAUUAAAACGCCUAGAUAUUUUCUACGAUCUUUAUUACAUGAAAUAUCAGGAAUGAUUUCGAUUAUUUGCACCAUAUCAUGGCAGGAGGAAAACAUUGAUAAGUGAUAUGAACCACCUUAUUUAUAUUGUAUGUGCAUCAAAAUACUUGUAAUAACUAUUGAUAAAAUCUUUAAAAGAAAAAAAAAGGUGUUUAAAAGAUAAUCGCCUGACAUUCAUAUUUCGAAAAAGUGUUAUCAAUUUUUUACAGCUAUAACUAGCUGUUAUUCUUGAAUCAAGCAAUUAUCUUUCAAACAACCAGAAAAACUAUAGUUUGUUUGAGCUUGUUAUUGUUACGCUAACUAUGAAAUAGUUUAUGAAAUUGAACUAAUAUACGGAACAAAUAAUGCAUUUUUAAAGAUGUAAGUUUGUUUCUGUAUGUUUGACAACAUUGACAUUCUUAUUCAAAAAUUUAAAAAGUAUUUAUGUCUGUUAUAUGAUAAAUAUGCAGUUUAAAAUAUUUUUGAGGGGUGUAUAUUAUUACUCGAUUUUUUUUAAGUUCAAACUAAAUGCACCUUACAUGAAUAUUGAAUGAAAGUAAUUGUUGAAAUGGUGGUUGGUGUGGAGUUUUUUUCAUCUUAUAAAAUAUUGAUAAGAAAAGAAUAUAUUUAACGUGUUCAAAGAAUUUUUUUUGUCUUAAAAUUAUGUAACUGAGUUACUUAAAUUUGUAUAUAUUUACAAACUUAGCACAUUAACUAAUGCACAGUUUCUAAAGGGCACAUUUAAUACUAAGAAAUUAUAUUCAAAUCAAAAUAUUUUUGUGAACAAUCUCAUGUUGAAAAUGGAGAUAAUAUUCAGA